AUGAACAAGCUUAAACCAAAGUUUUUGGCUUUUUAUCGAGCUCAAGUUUCUCAAAGGUUGAGCAUCCCAAAGCUUGGCUUGGCUCGGCUUGUUUGCAGCCCUAAUUGUCAAUAUAUCCAUUGCUGUGUAUUACUCAUUUGUAUAUAUUUCAGGCUUCUCCUCAGCAAGCUAGCCUCUGUCCAUUUGGAGGGUCUUACACAUCAGCAGAAGCUUGCAUUUUGGAUAAACAUUUACAAUUCCUGCACGAGGAAUGCAUUUCUAGAGCAGGGCAUACUCGAAACUCCUGAAAUGGUCGUAGCACUGAUGCAAAACGCAACGAUAACUGUGGGGGGACACUUGCUAAAUGCAAUUAUGACUGAGCAUUUUGUCUUGAGGUUGCCUUACCACUUGAAAUAUGUAAGUGGCAUUCUUCUCACAUUUUUCUGUAUUUACUUGUUUCUGUUUAUAUACUCAGAAGCGGCAUUUAUUCACCCAAAAAAGAAAGCAUGCAGUAUAUUCGGAUUGGAGUGGUCUGAACCCUUGAUUACAUUCGCACUUUCCUGUGGAAGUUCGUCCUCCCCAGCUGUAAGUUUGUCACACAUUUAGGAUAAGUUUGAUGAUUAAAAAAGUCAAUUUUGUUAACUGUUCAACAAAAUUUUCAUGACUAGAUUCAACAGUAAA
Camellia sinensis is the source of this 660-nucleotide messenger RNA. The record is from RefSeq and is a predicted model, not a curated record. Lineage: Eukaryota; Viridiplantae; Streptophyta; Magnoliopsida; Ericales; Theaceae.